Molecule: messenger RNA, 1923 nt
Organism: Pteropus alecto (black flying fox)
Lineage: Eukaryota; Metazoa; Chordata; Mammalia; Chiroptera; Pteropodidae
Gene: SLC39A3
Product: solute carrier family 39 member 3
Exons: 3
Coding region: 807-1751 (314 amino acids)
Biological process (GO): zinc ion transmembrane transport
Cellular component (GO): plasma membrane
Molecular function (GO): zinc ion transmembrane transporter activity
Source: RefSeq, a predicted model, not a curated record
ACCUUUAUCGGCGACUUCUGUGUGAUAUGCGUCCGGCUCCCCCAGCAGAGCGCGAGCGGUCCUCUCUAGGGCGGGGCCCGGUCAGCCUCGCUGUCCGCGGGGCGCCCGGUGCCGCACGGGGCACACAGAAGGCGUCAGUAAAUGCCGGGUGAAUGAAUGAAUGAAUGAACGAACGAAUGCGGCCGUCCUCUCCUCGGCCCAGCCUCAUCGGCCCCGGGCCACCCUCACGCCCACCCCACGGACUGAGGCGUACGCACACCCAGCACGUAUUUAUUGGGCGCCUACUUGGUACUGGGCUUUGGGCUAGGGAAGACAGACUCCCAGCCCCCUGCAGAGGUCGCUGCCUGAAGUUAGUGGGGACAUUUUGGGACUUUUAAAUUAUGUAGGUCCCCAUAGCACAAAUAAUGUAGAAAAAUGACAGCAAGAGGGUGGGAGAGGCCUCUCCAACUGGUGGCAUCUGAUCUAAGACCUGAAGAGCUUACUGAAGUGGGAGUGUGGGCUCUGAGAACUGGGAGGCUGGGGGGAAAGCGUGACCACGGGAGCAGCCAAGAUCCCUCGUACUCACAGUGACGUUUUCGGGUCCAGGGCAAAAUCUGCUCCGCUUGGGCUCAUUGAGUCGUGUAAAGAGGGCCACAUGCUUCAGUGCAUCUGUUUGUUCAGCCAGCGGUCACUGAGCAUCUGUCGUGGGCCAAGCCUCUUGUGGCCGGACGGGGCAUGAGGCCCCGGUAGCACGCCGUGGACCGGGAGUGUGCCGCUGCCACGCAUGGUUCGGCCCCUCAGUGACUGCAGUAGCCCGAACCGCCACCAUGGUGAAGCUGCUGGUGGCCAAAAUCCUUUGCAUGGUGGGCGUAUUCUUCUUCAUGCUGCUUGGCGCCCUGCUCCCCGUGAAGAUCAUCGAGACGGAUUUUGAGAAGGCCCAGCGCUCUAGGAAGGUCCUGUCGCUCUGCAACACCUUUGGAGGCGGGGUCUUCCUGGCCACGUGCUUCAAUGCUUUGCUGCCCGCCGUGAGAGAAAAGCUCCAGAAGGUUCUGAGUCUCGGGCACAUCAGCACCGACUACCCGCUGGCAGAGACGCUCAUGAUGCUGGGCUUCUUCCUGACCGUGCUCCUGGAGCAGCUCGUCCUGACGUUCCGCAAGGAGAAACCAUCGUUCAUCGACCUGGAGACCUUCAACGCCGGCUCAGACGCCGGCAGCGACUCAGAGUAUGAGAGCCCCUUCAUGGGGGCCGCACGGGGCCACACGCUCUACGCAGAACCCCGCGCCCACAGCCACGGGCUGAGCAUCCAGGAGCUGUCGCGCUCCAGCCCCCUGCGCCUCCUCAGCCUGGUCUUCGCACUGUCGGCCCACUCGGUCUUCGAGGGCCUGGCCCUGGGCCUGCAGGAGGAGGGCGAGAAGGUAGUGAGCCUGUUCAUGGGCGUGGCCAUCCACGAGACGCUGGUGGCCGUGGCCUUGGGCAUCAACAUGGCCCGGAGCUCCAUGCCCCUGAGGGACUCGGCCAAGCUGGCCGUCACCGUGAGCGCCAUGAUCCCCCUGGGCAUCAGCCUCGGCCUGGGCAUCGAGAGUGCCCAGGGCGUGCCCAGCAGCGUGGCCUCCGUGCUACUGCAGGGCCUGGCGGGCGGCACCUUUCUGUCCGUCACCUUCUCGGAGAUCCUGGGGAAGGAGCUGGAGGAGAAGAAUGACCGUCUGCUCAAGGUCCUCUUCCUGGUGCUGGGCUACGCCGUGCUGGCCGGCGUGGCCCUCCUCAAGUGCUGAGCGUCCCGAGCCCUCGGGGAGCCCUGGGCCAGACGCGAGGGGACCUCAGGUGCCCGGCCUCCGCCCGCGCGCGAAGGGGCCUGGGACCAGGCCGUGCCCCAGACCCUACGCCCCCAGCCUCGGGGCUCCACUACUACUUGUAAAAAUAUUUCUGUUAAAGUUAUUUCCCACA